Messenger RNA from Coregonus sp. 'balchen', 13226 nucleotides. NCBI's taxonomy places the organism in Eukaryota, Metazoa, Chordata, Actinopteri, Salmoniformes, Salmonidae. The record is from the annotation of a GenBank genome assembly.
GAGUGCGUAUGCUGGACGGCGAGGUGACAGACGUGGUGGAGGCCCAGUCUCUCAGUCUGAACCCACAGCACAUCCACAUCUACAGUGCCAGCUGGGGCCCUGAGGAUGAUGGGAAGACGGUGGAUGGACCUGCCAAGCUAGCCAAGGAAGCCUUUCUGCGCGGCGUGACCGAGGUUUGUCUAUAAAUAUCUGUGUGUUCUGGGCCUCAGUUGUGUGCCGUGUUGCCCCCAUUUCAAUGCCUCCCUCAUGCAUCAAUAGUUUGUGUGCGACUUCCUCUACACACAGGCAGUAAUUAUGAAUUGAACUAUUCAACCAUUGAAGGACAAAGGUGGCUUGAACAACGCAAGCACACUUUAUGACCCUGACGAUUAUGAAUGGGGGAAUUUGAUUUAGUCGCUGUGGAAAUAUCGGGCUUUCUAAACACUCUAAGGAUAAACAAUAAAGGCCUGAACAAAUACUAUAGGAAAAAGAAUCCUCAAUACAAAGCACCAAAAAGAUUGUACAUUCAUAAUAAUAAUUUCCCUUCACAUAACUACAGUACCACAAUUGUAGAAGUUAUUUCAGAAUCUGAGUGGGAGCUAUUGAGAGGGGUAAUGCUGACAUCUGGGUGAUAUUUGUGUUAUGAGAAUAUCUCAUUAAAAAGCCAUUGAGCUCAGGUCACGUGCAGAUUUUCUUCUGCAUGUGAAAUGCUAACAGAUGUAAAUAGUUAAUGGGGCUUUAAUGUUAGUGUGGCAGGAUUCAGAGAGAACGAAGUCUUAGUUCCAGCUCCUCUGUCUCGCAUGGACUUCCGGGCACAGCAGAGCGUUGGCAUACUGCCAACCCUGAGACAGUGACAUACUGCCAGCCCUGAGACAUUACCGCUCACUGUGGACCACUCACUGUGGUGUGUGUGUGUGAGAGAAAGAGCGUGUGUGUGUGAGAGAGAAAAGAGUGUGUGUGUGUGAGAGAGAAAGAGCGUGUGUGUGUGAGAGAGAAAGAGCGUGUGUGUGUGAGAGGGAGAGCGUGUGUGUGAGAGAGCGUGUGUGUGUGUGUGUGUGUGUGUGUGAGAGAGAGAGUGUGUGUGUGUGUGAGAGAGUGUGUGUGUGUGUGUGUGUGUGUGUGUGUGUGAGAGAGUGUGUGUGUGUGUGAGAGAGCGUGUGUGUGUGAGUGAUUGAGGUGAGUGAGUGAGUGAGCGUAAGCGGUGCAAUGCUAAUUAGGCAUUUUGAUAACUACUUAAAGAGCAGGAUGGGGAACUGACCUGGUCUUUAGUGUCAAUAUGAAACAGUAGCUGCUUUGCUGAAGGCUGUCUUUAAUGGGCUUCUUACUGUAUACAGCCUCCACCAAACAAACAUGUGAUUACCAACGCUUUCAGGCCAUACUAUAUUCUCUAUUCAAUUCAAUCUUAUAGCUACUGUAGGCUGUGGGGUAUUUGAAUUCUUUAUAUCCAGUAUGAAAUUCCUGAGUAUAGUAAGCACUCUAGUUCUAGUUCCUCCUAUAGAGCCCAGCCAGUGUAGUGAGUGCCUGAGAGGGCAGUGUAGACUGUUAACCCAGUCUGGAUGUCGUAACCAUGAUUGGUAUGUAAUUACUCAUGUUCCUGAUAUCAGCUUUUGUUCAAUCAUAGUCUUUGUAUGUGUGGGAGUCCAGGGAGUGUAGCAGGUGUGUACAGUGCAUGACUGAGUGGAGGGAACAGUAAGCAUGAAGACUGCAGACGUAUUGGGGCCAUAUGCCAGGCUCUCUGUAGUGUACACAUGGGAGCCUGCAUCCAUCUGAUCCCAGCUCUAAGGGUAAGGGGGUGUGAGCGAGCCAGUCAUAAAGCAUAGAGCCAAGCCACAGAGAGCCAGGGCCAACGGGCCAUUCAGACAAAGAACCAUCAGACCUUAUUGGGCAAACCGCAUCAGAGGGUCGUUACUGGUGCCCUGUCUGCCUCCCUUUAUUACAGGCCUGUCAAAUAAAAAGCAUAUGGGCAUGUAAACACAUACUAUUCUAUAGGGAGCCAUUGCAUCAUCAGUAGCUCCAGUCUCUGUCGGUUACACUGCUCUGGAUGGUUGCGUGUGAUGAUCAAUGGGGAGAGGUUGCACCACCCAGCACAGUAGAGCAUUUUGUGGGACCGUGAUAUUUAUUCAUUGUGAAUGCUGAAUAGCGCAGAUGAUUUAUUGCUCCAGGUUUGUUGACGUACAGUCCCUGUUGUCUUGUAUUGCUGCCGUGGUACAUUAAAGCUCUUUGGAUUCAAAGCGUCUGAGUGAUCACACGGUCCUGUGCUGUCUGGAUGAGCUGUGGCAGGCCUUUCAGAGAUGGACCCUGUAAUGAGUUGUGCUGUAGUAUCAAUGGGAAUCUCAUUUAGAUUGAAGGACACUCGGUGAUCCCCUCUUUCAUUAGCUGUGCCAUACCAAGAUACACAUGCAUCUGGUCAUGUACGUCUGAAAGGCCUGUCUAGAAGCCUUGUGGUUGUCUAGGUUUGUUAUUGACUGUUCUGUCUGUCUGACUGUCUCCCUCUCCCUCCUCUAGGGUCGUGGGGGCCUGGGCUCCAUCUUUGUGUGGGCAUCAGGGAACGGCGGACGUGAGAAGGACAGCUGUAACUGUGACGGCUACACCAACAGCAUCUACACCCUGUCCAUCAGCAGCUCCACCCAGAACGGCAACGUGCCCUGGUACAGCGAGGCCUGCUCCUCCACCCUCGCUACAACCUACAGCUCUGGCAACCUCAAUGAGAAACAGAUAGUGAGUUCAGUAGACACACACACACACACACACACACACACUUACAGUGGCAAAUGGAGUGGGAAACGGAUUGUGAUUAAUAAACAUACUGAAUGUACACGCACUCACUCCCAUUGUGAGAGCCAUGAGGAGAAUGGGUAGAAUUCAUCUGUACAGUCUGAAAAUGGGCAUGUCAGAAAGCAGAACAUUAAACUGAGUGUUGGUGUGCAUGCAGGGUGGAAGAGUGUGUGAGUAGGGGCUCCUGUGUCUUGUGCUCUGUGGUUCCAGGGCAUCAGUGGUUAUAUGUUGCUAACUGCAAUGUGAGAUCACACAGCUUCCACUAAGCUUUGAAGAGGAGGAAGUCUAUUUUACAGCAUAUUAGUCAGGGGAAUGGUGUGUGUGCUUCAGUGAGAUGUAUGGAUGGAAACGUUUGAUGUAUAGCCAGGGAGUUAAUGUAUAGAAGCAGGUUGACUUGGCUCCUGGGAGCCAUAGAGUAUCUCAGAUGGUUGAAUCCGGAGCCAAAGCACUAGUCCAGACUCUCUAGCUGUACUCUAGAGGUUUGAGCAUUUCUGGAUGUCCUAGUUAGCCUGUAUCCUGUUGCACUUCUUUGUCAGUUUUCCUAAUGGUUUUACUGCUCCUCCUUCCAGUCAGAUAGACUGUAAGCCAGAUGCUUACUGGACUGUUUGCUGCUUCAAGGCAGGUUGUGUGUGUGUUCACUCUGGAGGAAUGACUGAGUCAGUUCUCACUGGCCUGCCUCAGACAGCCAGAGCCUGCAGUCUUCUCACAUUGAGCAGUGACACUCUCUCUUUCUCGCUCUUUGCUCUCUUUCCAACCCGCCCUCUUGAGGCCCAUUUUGAAUUAAUAAAACGUUGAAAUCCCAUCUCCCUGUCUCGUCCUUCCACAGACAUGUCUCUCUCACUCACACUCAACACAUGGACACACACACACACAGACACAUGGACACACACACACACACAGACACAUGGACACACACACACAUGGACACACACACACACAGACACAUGGACACACACACACAGACACACGGACACACACACACAGGAGGGAGAUGGAGGAAGGAGAGCCUCUCACUAGGAGAGAUUACAGUACUGUACUGUGUAAUGGAUGUUCAUCCCAACCACUUGCCAUGAGGCAUGCUGUGCACACUCAUGAUUAAUGAAUUGGUGUGAGUGUAUGUUUCCACAUUUAUGAUUAAUCAUGUUAAGCAUGUGUUGAUACGUAAACAUCUAUCAAAGUAGAUGGGGCUGAGGAGAAUAUCUGACUUUUAUAGUGUAUAACUUACACUCCUACUGAUUGCUCCAAUAAAAUGUUAUUUAUCUGCCCAUAUAUUAGGUGUAAACAUUUCGGCCCGGAAUGGGUGUUCAGCUGAGCACCGUAUCUGACUAUGGAAAAGAUUGACUGACUCUAACUCUCUUCCUGUUCCUGUCAGGUGACCACGGACCUCAGACAGAAGUGUACUGACACCCACACGGGCACCUCUGCCUCGGCUCCACUGGCUGCUGGGAUCAUUGCCCUCGCACUGGAAGCCAAGUGAGUGACACAUGUCUGUCUGUCUCUUCCUUUGGUUGUCUCUGUUUGUCUCAAUGUCUCCUUGCUUCUUCCUCUUUUUCUCUCUCUCUCUGAUGUUUCUCUGUCUGUUUCUCUCCCUCACCCUCCUUUGUGGGUUUCUUUGUCUGUUCACAAAUAUUUUCAGUCUGAGCACACACACAGAGAUGUCUCAGAAGUACGACAAACUCUCGGGGGAAACGCAAUUGUCUUGUAAUAAUGCAUUGUGGACCAGAAUAGAUUAUUCAGUUAUCUCCUAUCAUUCUGCUAUGAACGUGCCAUCAGCUCAGUACUGUAGUCUGGUUGGGGAACGGGGCACGUGUGACCAGUAAAAACCUCUGUAGUUCCCUGUCCAUUAAAAGUGUCUGACUGUACUGCAGGGCUUUAUGACUUUCCCUUCAGUCAAAGCUGACCUUCCAGUAAAAGACUGAGCUGAUGAGGUUUAAACUCACUGUGUUGCUGGGGUACUGUAGACUAUUUGACUGUUUUACUGUAGGCUUUUACUGUUGCUCUGCUGGGUGGAACGGCAGUAACACAGGGUUUUAUACGGAGAACAGAGGAGAGUGUGUGAGAGCAGGGAACAGAGGAGAGUGUGGGAGAGCAGGGAACAGAGGAGAGAGAGUGAGAGCAAGGAUGUGACUGACAGGGAUCUCUCUGGUUUCUUUAUCUUUUCAAUGCGGCAACAUUAAGCCUGAUGUUCCAACUCUUCUAGUGCACUUGGGCAGCUAAUGCCAUUUCCUUUGCAAUCAGCCACUAUGCAUUGCGGUACAGUAGGGUAUGUUGUUGCUUGUUGUACUGUCUUCAUAAUCAAGUUAAGUGUAUUGCAGAUCUGGAAUCUUCUAUAUUGAUGAAAGGUAUGGUUGUUGUUGUUUGUGUGUGCAGUAAAAACCUGACAUGGAGGGACAUGCAGCACUUGGUCGUGAGGACCUCUCAUCCCGCCCACCUCCUCACCAACGACUGGAAUACCAAUGGGGUCGGACGAAAAGGUACAGCGAAGGGUCCCAUUAGCUGAGCUCGGCUGACCAUCAUCGCUCCCCGUGCCCUGCCAGUUGCACAAUGGAGACUGAUCUAUAUUGUAUUUACAUCAAUUGAUUUAAAGUUGCCUACAUUAAGCAAUUACAGAAAGCCGUGGCUCCAAAGUUCAGGGAGAGGUUUUACUGGGCACACAGCAGGGUACAUGCAAUAAUCUAAUAGUGAAGAGGCCCUUAUUAAGUUGGAACUGGAAUCGUGAUGAAGGAGCCUUUCAGCAGUCUGAUAUCGAUUGAUCUCUCUCUCUCUCUCUCUCUCUCUCUCUCUCUCUCUCUCUCUCUCUCUCUCUCUCAGUGAGCCACUCAUAUGGGUAUGGUCUGCUUGAUGCCAGUGCGAUCGUGGCUCUGGCUGAGAACUGGACCAACGUCGGGCCCCAGAAGAAAUGUGUGCUGUCCAUGGUGGCAGAGCCCAGGUGAGCUGCACACACACACGACAGCUCUACCAACUCUACCUGUAAUACCACUCACUGUUUGGCUGGCAGGAGCAUCAGUACUAGCUUCCUAGGGAUUACAUCGGUUUUUGGUUUAAUACAGUUAACCCACCCGGUGAUUAAAACAUAAUAAACCUCUGUGAUUCUUAUUAGAAUAGGAUGCUUCAGAUUGUGAGAGUCUGUCUCCCCCCUGGGUGGUGUCGGCUGUGGAGGUGAUGAGAGCUGCCGUGUGUGGGAUGGUUUGUGAUGGGCCGUAGGUGUGAGAGGUGCUCAUGUGUGACCAAGCUGUCAUACCCCAGUGUGACUGCACAUCAUGUUUCCAUUCUGAGCAUGGCACAGGGGGCCCAUUGAGAUGCUCUGCUGGGUUCUGAUGUGUGUGUAUGGUAGGGUGAUGAGCUUCUGAGCCUGGGGGAGCAUGUUUAAGGGAAAUAAUCACUUUACAGAUGAGUCUCUCUCUGCUUCCAUGUUCUCCACGCUUCCCUGGCUGUCUCUAAACCUCUGUCGAUCUUUUGCUCUUUCACUCUCUCGCUCCGUCUUUCUGCUCCUUUGCUCUUGCUCUCUCUCUCAUUCUCUUUCCCUCUUUCUUGUGCUCCCUGUGUAUCUCUUCCUGUCUCUCGCUCUGUAUUCCUCUCACACUUUCUCAAUAUCUCUGUAUGCCUUACUCUUUCUCUCUCAUGUCUUUAACCUUGCCUCUGCUACAUACAGUAGCUGACAGGAUCCCAGCCCUGUGUUGUAUUCUCUCUGUACUGGUCCAUAGAUCACAGCCGACCGCUGGAGCCUGUGUUAAAGGUGUUGUUAGUGGCAUGGCGUUUGUGCAGUGUGCAUUGUACAGAACAAGAGGUGUUGCUUCUGAGUGAUAACUGCUGGCUUGGUGGGGAUUUAUUUCCCCUUCACUCUCUCUGACUGCUGCGGAUUGGAUUCUAACGCCACACGUUUUAUGAGAUUUAAUUAGGAGGAAGCGGUGUGUUUUUACACCCAGUUCACCGAUUACAGCCCGUAUUUUCUAUCAGCUGGGCACCGCAGCUUUUGUAAAGCCUCAUGCCCUCCUCUCCCUCCCCAGCCCUCCUCUCCUCUGGGUUCAGUUGUUGUGGAUGUGUGUAAGCUGCUAAGCGGAUUGGAGGAGUAGAGGGAGCCUGGUACUUUUCUCCUGUAGAGGACAGGGCUGCUGCAGGACCUGAGCUGCUAAUCCUGUUUCAAGGCCGCAAACCCUGUGCCCUCAGCAGGCUCUCUCUCACACACUAGGCUCACUCUCACACACUAGUCCAGAGCGACAGUCACACACUCAUGCAGCAUCGCUCACACACUAGUCCAGAGCGACAGUCCCACUCUCAAGCAGCAUCACUCACACACUCAGAGAACCAUUGUAGUUUUGCACACAAGAGUUGCUGUCACUCCCAGCUGAGGUAUCUUUCUCACACACACCAGAAGCCACCAACAUGAAAACACAAGCCACUUCAAGCCAGUUUUGAUCUUCAAUCACUAUGCUGUCUUUGUGUAAAUGUAUGUAUUUGGUCAUAUAUGCUGAUGUGUGUUUAAUUGUGUGUCAGGAACAUUGGGAGCCACCUGCUGAUCACCAAGACAGUGGACGGCUGCGUUGGGACAGCCAACCAUGUGAGCUCCCUAGAACAUGCCCAGGCCCAGCUCACCCUCUCCUACAACCGCAGGGGCAACCUGGGCAUCUACCUGACCAGCCCACAGGGCACCCGCUCCACACUGCUCGCUCCCAGGUACACACAGACACAGACACACAGACAGUACCAGUCAAAAGUUUGGACACACCUACUCAUUCAAGGGUUUUUCUUUAUUUUUACAAUUUUUUACAUUGUAGAAUAAUAGUGAAGACAUCAAAACUUUGAAAUAACACCUAUGGAAUCAUGUAGUAACCAAAAAAAGUGUUAAACAAAUCUAAAUAUAUUUUAUAUUUGAGAUCCUUCAAAUAGCCACCCUUUGCCUUGAUGACAGCUUUGCAUUCUCUCAACCAGCUUCAUGAGGUAGUCACCUGGAAUGCAAACUUUUGACUGCUAGUGUACAUACACACACAGUGUAAUACAUACCUCCUGUCUCUCCCCUCUCCAGGCCUCAUGACUACUCGUCAGAGGGCUUUAAUGACUGGGCCUUCAUGACCACACACUCCUGGGACGAGGACCCCCGGGGGGAGUGGACCCUGGAGAUAGUAAACAUAGCUGGGGCCAGCGACUAUGGUAAGACACCUCUCUUUUACUACCUUAACAUUUGCUAUUGUUAAGUCUGGAACAUUGGCUGGGAGCUCGGAGACAGAAAGACAGAGUGACAGGGUUUCUGUUAGUGCAGCCAUGUCUGACUAGCAGUGUCACUGAAAGAAUGUGUGUGUGUGUGACAGCAUGCAUACUUGGGAUUUGUAUUUGUCUGUGCAUCAUAUGUGUUGAUUCAUUGAUGUACUGCGUGUGUGAGAGAGAAUGCAUGCAUAUGAAGUAUGUGCUUGAUUUAUGUGUUAAAUGGAUUUGAGUAUUUCAUAAUGUGUGUCAGUGCAUGUGUGCAUGUACGUCAUUCAUGUGUUGAUGAUUUUGUGUGUGAGAUCCUUCUAUACCGCUAUCAGGGAGUGUGUUAUGCGCGGGCAGCAGUGUCUGUGCCCGGAGAGCCUCCUUUUGAUCCAUUUUAUACAAGCUGUCAGGCAGUCUGUCUUUAGCUCCACACACACCCACCUCUAAAUCAGCUUCAUUAAACCAGCGAGAGUAAAUCAAGCAGGGGAGUGAAGGGCCCUGCUGUCUGGCCCAGGCUAACCCAGGCCGAUCCAGAAUAACUAUGACCUAAGGCCCAUCCAGGACACACUACUCUCAGACAAUCUUUUUGGGUUCAUUUGUAAUUUUCUCUCGGUUGCUCUCUUUCGUUUUGUUUUCUCUCUGUCUCUCUCUCUCUUUCUCGAUCUCCCUCCCUCUCUCUGGCUGUAGAUCUCUAAGCCCCCUCCCCCUUCUGUGAUUUAGGAAGUUGGACCCUCUCAAAAGGCCCCUCAUAUAAAUGGCUCUCCCGGGAAGUGUUGUUCUGAACUAACGGGUCUAUAGAGAAACACCAGAAUAUAUGAUUAUACAUUUAAUGCUUUACUUCUAGGAAUCUAGAAUAUAAAUGGAGCAGGAUAGAAGCUGCAAUUACAGAACCCACCCUGAAGAGUGCCAAAGCAUUGCUGGUGUAGACUGUGGCUUGGAAAUCUGUGCUCUUGUUGCUUAUGUGUCACUCUCUCACUCUCUCCCUCCCUCUCUCUAGGCACUCUGACUCAGUUCACCCUGGCGCUGUAUGGUACAGGCUCAGACUCUCCCAGCUCCACAGCCAAGGACCUCUCUCAGUCCAGUAAUGGCAGCUGUAAGACUUUUGACCUACAGCAGAUCUGCAUUGGUAAGAAUGUUACUGUUGGUUACCAUUGGUUACUGUAAGAGAAUGUAGAUUCUGUGCCUAGGGUUAGGCAGCCAGGAUCGUGGAGAGCUGUGGUGUGCCCAGGCUUUUGUUCCUGCACAGCACAAACGCACCUAAUUCAAUCCAUCAUGGUCUAAUGGAUCAAAAGUCUACCACACUGUGGCUCUGCAGGCUUAAGUUUCCUACCCCUACCCUAAGCCUAAACCAUUUAUUGAACAGGUACAUUUACUCUACACACUGUACAGGUAAGACCGGAGAGAUGAAACACUGGCUCUCCUAUCAAAAGUGAAUGGCUUGUAUAGGUUAAACCCUAGAACAGGAGUCUCCAACCAGUAGCUCGCAGCCCACCUAUGAUAAGCUCGCCAAUUAAUUCUGUGUGUUCAUGUGUUCCAUCGCAAAAUGUCAUAAACAUAAAGCUCCUGGCUACAAUUCCAAUCAAAGACGCAUUGACAUUAUCCCACCCCUGGUUAGCCACUGUUGACUUAAAAAGCCAAACGUAACACAAUAUCUGGCAAUUCAUUUCCAGCAAUAUUGCCUUUUGUUUGGUGUGCGUGUUUGUCUAUCAGUCCGUAUGUAGCCAGAUAGCGAUGCUAAUGAUAACUGGUGUCUUGUGGGCAGACAGAAGGACUUUCCCCAUAAACCUUCUCAAUUAAAUGUGAACAAAGUAGGCUUACCUGACAGGAAUAGGCUAUAUCAUGAUUAUUUGUAUCAAUUGGGUGGCCAUUGCUUUGCAAACUCUGCCAUGACAUGUUCUGUAGCAGUAGGUCUAAUAGCAGAAGCAUCGCUAGACUGACACAUUCCUCUCUUGCUAGAUGCACAAUUAAAUGUUAUUUUCUUUCCAGACCUCAAAAAUGGUCUUCUGAUGUGGUUUAAGCAUUAACGUGGACUCAGAACAUCCAUUUUCGUUGUUUCUCUAUGAUUAAUUGUUAUAUUGAGAGUAAAAAAUAAAAUUAAACUGAGAGAACUGAAUUCGGAAAAUUCAAAAUAUUAUUUGUCAUGCCAAAUACUGUUUAUUAACCAUUAUAUUACCAGGUAUAUUGACAGAAAGCACAUAUCUUGUUCACCAAGGACCCGUGGAAGAGUUGCAGGGUAGAGCAGAUGAAAAUAAUGUGCCUAUAUAAAAGCGCUUAUGCUAGAGAUUGGAGACCACUGCCCUAAAAUAAGACUGGGAGAGACAGGAACAGUCUGACCCCUGCAGGAUCCCCUGGGUAUCACAAUUAAUUUAACACUCGUGUUGGUAUACUGUAUCAGAUAGUGGCGUAAUGGCAUAGAUGUGGGUUGUGAAGCAUGAACUCUGGAUGGUUGAGUUUGUUGAUCAGCUCGUCCUCAGAGACAUCUACUGAGAUAUUGAGUUAACAUUUGUGUUACAUUCGAGCAGAAGUUUGAGGUUUGAGAAGAGUCUCUCUGGGAUUUGCCUUGUUUAGGAUGCCCUGUUAAAUGCUGUGAUCAGGGCCGGCCCGCCAUUAGGCAGGAUUAGGCCGCUGCAGAUUGGCGAGGGUGGGAUUUUCUGAGCUAAACUGACCAAUAUGCACCUCCAACAACCACAACACAUAAUUCUGGUCAAAACAAUGACAAUUUCUCUCAACCAGUGAUAUAUGGGCUUUUUAAGUGAGCGCUGAUGAUAAGCAGUGCCCAUUUUGUCAAAGGCAGGGGCACAAAAUAUGUUGCUUGUCCAUUCCCAGCCACUCUCCAGGGUGCUCUCGGAGACGCACAUCGCUGCGGUGCUCCACCAACGUUCUGUCAAAAAUCAUCUAACAUAAAUCAUUUAGCAGAUAUAGCCUAUGGUAGAAAGAGUAUGUGGCCUUUUCUGUUGCCUACAGGCUGGAGAUGUAUGACAAUGUAAUGAGAUGGACACUUUUUACAUCAUGCACUAUUCUCUGAUCAAAUAGCCUAACCUAAAUGGCGCCCAAUCAAAUAAAAAAACUGCGCUAACAUGUUAACCAACACCAUAUCCUAAAAACAGGACAGGUCAAAAACAAAAUGACAUGAUGGAAUGGACAAUCAGACUACUGACAACUGUUGUCCAGGAGUUUUACCCCAUGGGCUAAAUUGUCAUGAUCAUUGGUUUCAAGUUUGUAUCCGUACAUUUUUAAUUCUGCAUUUCCCGCUGUGUAAACACAUUGAUUCUCAUUGCAAAUAGGCUCAGGAUAACUCCUGGUAAAGUUGGGUAGCUGAUAUUUCUGUGAUUAGUCACAGGAAUCAGGACUAAUAAAGCCAAUGCAACUGCCUGUUUUACAAACAGUAGGCCUACCAAAUGGAUGGGCAGUCAUACAAUUCCAUUGCAGGCCAACACUGUAGGCUACACCCCAGUCAGCACUGACUGACUGCGACAUCUUUUAGGUGUCUUUUUUUGGUCCUGUCCGGACCACCUUCUUUUUUUGGUGCAGUCCGGACCAGCCUUGAUUUGCAUGACCACGGAUGUAGAUUCUUGGUCCGGUCCGGACCAAAUCAGAUUUUUUGGGGGUCUCGUCUUGGGCAGCAGAAUGGCCAGGACCGGGCCUGGCUGUGAUCAACACAUUCAGCCAGUUGGCAAAUGACAUUUGUGUUGGAAUUUCGUCCCUACUGCGCCCUCUUCCCCCUUUCCUCUUGCCUCUGUCAUCAACCCCUUCUCCCUCAACACUCUGUCACUACUCCCACCCUCUUCCUCUCUCUUCCUUCCUCUCCUUCCUCUGUCCUCCUCUUUUCCUGCUGUCCCCUUUCAUUUGAUCCUCCCUCUCUCCCACCCACUUCAACAGGGAUAGAAUGACAACUGAUUAUGAACCACGUAAUUAGAUUGGGGUAAUGCUCUGUCUGACCGUGUAGGCUGGGGGGGGGGGGGGAUGGGCCUUGGGUGGAUGUGGAGUGGGCUGCAGGGGUGGGGGGGGAGAGAGUGUGGAGCCUCAGUAGCUGUGUGUGUGAGAUUAGCUUCCCAAAUCAUUGGGGGAGAUAAGGAGUUACAGGGUGCUGCUACUGAAACUACUGUGGUGAUAACACACAGACACUAAUGCCACUGCCAAACUGUCCACGAGGAUGUGCAGACUUAGUACAGAUAAAUGCUUCAGAGCUUAUUAGAAAGUCCAUAUAUUUGUGAUAUUAUUUCCAACUGGGUUGGCAAAGCACGGCUCCGGAAAUAGAUAUGCUACAGUGCAUUUCUCCUCAGAUAGAUGAGGGAUUUACACAUGCUGCAUUUGUCUCGGCACACAAUCUGCACAGCUCAUCAACACAUUCACGGCUGGAAACUGUUGAUUCUAGCAGAAGCAGAAGCUACAUGAACAUUAUGCAGCUUAAGUUGAGUGAACUUUCACAGGCUCAUGAUUAUAAUGCCCCAGAAUGAUGAGGCAAUGCGUAAUGUGCUGCAUGAUCGUCUUGAGGCGAUGCGUAAUGUGCUGCAUGAUCGUCAUGGCAGACUAUUCAAAUACAGUUAACAUAUUUUAAGGUUUGUGUGAACUAAAUCCAUUUAUUAGCGGUGACUGUGCACUAACCAUGUUAAAUGAAGAAUUUGGACACCAGCAGUACUAAAACAUGUCUCCAUAUCUCCUCUCUUGUCUCCCUGUAUGCAGAGUGCAAUGGUGGCUACUACCUCUUCCAGCAGGGCUGUGUGAGGGACUGUCCAGCAGGCUACACUGCAGGCUCCCAGCUCCUAAAUUACACCAUGGGGAACUUUGUGGAUCCAGCCUCCGUCCCCUCCUGCCUGCCCUGCCGACCCCCCUGCCUCACCUGCAGCGGCCUCAGCCCCAGCGCCUGCCUCUCCUGCCCCCCUCACAGCCACCUGGACCCUGUGUCCAGCACCUGCCUGCACCUCAACCAGAUCCAGAGGGAGUCCCCCGGCAACUUCAUGGUGGGCCAGGGCAACGCCGGUCCCCGCACAGAACUCAGCUCCCACCUGCCCGUCACCAUCGCUGUGCUCAGCUGCAUGGUCAUCAUGGCCACCUUCGCUGGGGUGUUCGUUCUGCUGCAGCUGAGAUCUGGAGUCCUGGCCAAACUGCCCUCACUGGAGGAGGCAGGCUCAGGCCUGAGGGGGGGCUUCGGCCUGGGUGGCAGCAGCAAAAUGGUUUCGUACCGCGGUAUCCCUACAGUUUGGGGCGACGAGGGGGUGAACACUGACUCUGACAACGAUGAGUUUGACGUCCACAAUGAGAAGACUGCCUUUAUCAAAACACAA